AUGACAGUGGGCAAUUUGGUGCCUGGUGGGGACAUGCCCAGGGAUGAGGUGAUCCAAUGGGCCGAUGGAUUCGUCCUCGUCUAUUCUAUUACGGACCGAGAGAGUUUCAAUUUCGUGAAGCUGGCCAAGGGAUACAUUAUGGAGAAGAAGGGCGGGAUGAGCCCCGGAUCCUACCCGCAGAUUCUCGUCGCCCUUCUCGGGAACAAGGGGGACAUGGUCCAUUUAAGACAAGUCAGCACCGAGGAAGGUGAUAUAUUGGCAAAGGACGGGGACUGCAUCUGGGCAGAAGUGGCUGCAGCCGAGCAAGUUGCCCCAGUCGCCGACGCCUUCACCGAACUCGGACGGGCCGUCGUCGCCGCUCGCAAAAAGAACAAACAGAGCCUGUUGGACCGGAUGUUGGGAGGGAAAAGCGGGUCUGGAAGCGGCGGGAGCGGAGUCGUGGGUGGUGCCGGUGUCCGAAUGUAUUCCCGGGGGAAGAGUGAUUCCGCCCUGCCCAAAAACGGCUUCUGAUAGAUGCUGUGGCCAGGCCAUGUGCCUUCCUAUCUUCAUCUCCUUCGUAAUCGUCAGUACGGACUGCUGAUCCAAAUGAACGACUCCUGUUCAGGGCUCAUUGUGUGAUGUGAUGUGGCGUUCCACGCCAGGAUGAGAACCUUGUUUAUAGAUCUUUGCUGCACCUGGUGGUUUCAUAAGUUUAGACCUUGACAUGAAUAUCAGCUUGCAAUAAAAUUUUAUCGUUUGAGUA
Darwinula stevensoni is the source of this 742-nucleotide messenger RNA. Lineage: Eukaryota; Metazoa; Arthropoda; Ostracoda; Podocopida; Darwinulidae. The record is from the annotation of a GenBank genome assembly.